Messenger RNA from Ananas comosus (pineapple), 909 nucleotides. Its product is annotated as peptide methionine sulfoxide reductase B1, chloroplastic. The coding region runs from base 86 to 688 and encodes 200 amino acids. Gene Ontology annotation, cellular component: cytoplasm. The record is from RefSeq and is a predicted model, not a curated record. The transcript is spliced from 5 exons. Gene Ontology annotation, molecular function: peptide-methionine (R)-S-oxide reductase activity. Lineage: Eukaryota; Viridiplantae; Streptophyta; Magnoliopsida; Poales; Bromeliaceae. Gene Ontology annotation, biological process: response to oxidative stress; protein repair.
GAAGAGAGGGAGGCACAUAAAAUAAAAAUAAAUAAAUAAUUUUUUUAGAAAAAAAAAAAAAAACUGGAAAAAGGCUGUGGCCAAAAUGGCCACGCGAUGUCCUCUGAGCUCAUCUUCGUAUCAUCAUCGUUUUUCUUCGUAUUAUUACUCCACUUCCUCAUCAUCCCUUCCAUUCAUCUCCCCGUCUCUGAAGAAGGAGGAGCUCCGCCUCCCACGCCGCAACCGACUCUCCGUGCGCGCCAUGGGCUCCUCUCCAUCUUCUCAGGGACAAGAACAAGUUCGAGAACCUGGAAAAGUUGAUCCUGCUUCCCUGUCUGAUGAAGAAUGGAAGAAACGCCUUACACCCGAGCAGUAUUACAUUACCCGGCAAAAGGGUACUGAGAGGGCUUUUACAGGGGAAUAUUGGAAUACUAAAACCCCAGGCACUUACCACUGUGUCUGUUGCGACACUCCUUUAUUUGAAUCAAGCACAAAAUUUGACAGUGGAACAGGCUGGCCAUCCUACUACCAGCCUAUUGGUAACAAUGUCAAAACGAAGCUAGAUACGUCUAUCAUAUUCAUGCCUCGGACGGAGGUUCUUUGUGCUGUUUGUGAUGCUCAUCUUGGCCAUGUCUUUGACGACGGUCCGCCGCCUACGGGAAAGAGAUACUGCAUCAAUAGUGCAUCCCUAACGCUGAAGCCGCAGUAGCCGAGCUUUUGUAUACGAACUGAGCUCCAGAGUUUUGAGUGUUAUGUAUAUAUAGGUCAUCACUGCCAAAAACAUUCAAGUCAAACUCUUGCUAUGUUAAGUUACAAGUUGUAGUACAGUAAGUGGAAAUGCAUGUAGAUUAUGGAUCAAAAGAUUGUGCUAAUGAUUGAGAUUUAUGUGCACUUUUUAUGCGGUUAUUUCAUCAUACGCUUUCCUUGUUC